Molecule: messenger RNA, 2133 nt
Organism: Penicillium cataractarum
Lineage: Eukaryota; Fungi; Ascomycota; Eurotiomycetes; Eurotiales; Aspergillaceae
Product: DNA damage response protein RcaA
Exons: 5
Coding region: 1-2133 (710 amino acids)
Biological process (GO): mitotic G2 DNA damage checkpoint signaling; double-strand break repair via homologous recombination
Cellular component (GO): Mre11 complex
Molecular function (GO): protein binding; damaged DNA binding
Source: RefSeq, a predicted model, not a curated record
AUGUGGAUCUUGGACUCGGCUGGGGAUUUUCUGAGCGGGAAGCGGUUAUGGCUGCGUCCCGGGAAGCAGUAUCUCUUUGGGCGCAUCCUGGUGGAUGACGUUCGUCAUGCCAUUCCGAAUAAGUCGAUCUCUCGAAAACAUAUGCUUAUCGAAGUGUCCAGUGUUGAACCCCGCGAUGGAACCCGGACACACUCGAGGACGAAGAUCUCAAUAACAGAUCUCGAUUCCAGUCGAGGUACUGUGGUGAAUGGCGAAAAGAUCAAAGGCAAGCAUGCACUUGCAGGAGAUGAACACAGCAUCUUGCUUGGGCACUAUCCACAUGCCUUGCGAAUCAAAUGGCAGCCAGUCGUCCUCAGCUUCUCGUUUUCAUCCAAGGAGAUGAGGGUGGAAGAUCCUUUGGCCAAAGUCCGUGCUCGUCUCGAGAGCCUCGACAUUAAAACCAUCAUCCCUUACCUAGUCGGCCAAACAACACACGUCGUGCAGAGCAAACGAAAUACGGCCAAGGGACUCCAGGCCCUGAUCAACGGCAAAUACAUUGUCCAGAACUCCUAUAUUGACGCGCUCGUCUAUGCGACUACUCCCAGUGACCUGGAGAAUGACGCAUCCGCGUCUCCGCUGGAAAUUGAUUUCGACUCUGCCUGGCCAGACCCAACGGAACACCUCCCACCCGCGGGUAACGAGCCGAUCAGUCGUCCUGCGGCGGCGUUUGCACCCAAUCCGUCGCGUCUGAAUGUCUUUGAAGGGUAUACGUUUGUGUUCGGAGACCCUUCUCAAUUCGAGAAUUUGCAAGCGGCGAUCAACAAUGGGCAGGGCAAGGCUUUGAUCUACCAAAUUAAAGAUGGUGAAACUACAGCGGAAGAAAUAGUACAAUUCAUGAGGUCGGCUGCUGGUCACAAAGGCGUUGGUGCGGAGAGAGAGGAAGCGGGCGGCGUCGUGCUUGUCCGGUUCCGUUCCAAAGGAGAAUUCGAGCCCUGGUCUAUCGACCUGGGUAAUGAAGUUGCCUUGAUGACAGACCAGCGAGUCAUCGAGCAACGUGAGUUCUUGGAUGCCAUUUUGGGCAAUGACGCCUCCCCGCUUUGUCGCCCACUUCCUCGCGAGGAAGGAGAGACCCAGACUUCUACUCCAGCAGUGCCUGAGCCGUCAAGAAAGCCCUCUACUGAUCAGCCCGUCUCAGUAUCUCCGCCUUCUGAAGAAGCUGCCCCAGCCACAACCCAAAGACCUGCUCCACGGGCACGCAAGUACGUGAGCAAGAUGAAGGCUUUCGACGACGGCUUUGAUAUGGAAUCCGUCCCUGUUUAUACUCCCGAUGAUGAUGGGCAAGAUAUACCCGCUACUCAAGCCAUGGACCUGGAGCCCAUACAGCCCGAUGAACCCAGUCAGGCCGUCAGCACGGUAGAAGAUCAGGAGGAGAAUGAUGCUGUUGCAGAUUUACUGCCUGGUGCACGAGCUAUGAAGCGCCGCCGCGCAGAAAUGGGCGAGGAUCGGCAAGGAAGCAUCGACGCGCGCGUGAAAUCGGAAGCCACUCCAAAGCCGAAACGCGCAAAACUGGAUGUCAGAGAAGCUGCACGAAAACACCGCCAAGAGGAAGAGGAGGAGCAACAGCGACAGGCUGAGGAAGAUCGUCACCUGUCUCAGGAUGUGGAUGUUGAAAAAUUGCGGAAUCUUGCCAUCGUGGAAGAGAUGGACAUCCCUGUGCGAGAGCCCGUUGUACGAGAGCACGAGAACUCCGAUCGAUGGGACGAUCGAUGGAAUGGCCGCAAGAAUUUCAAGCGAUUCCGACGAAAGGGCGAACCACUACAUGCUCGCCAACGCAUUCAGAGCGUGAUCGUUCCGCUGGAAGAGGUCACUCGCAAGGACUUUGGCAUCGGAGAACACUACUGGGUUAGCACCAACAAGACUCCCGAGGUGAGCCAGAGCACCGACCACGAAGACCGAGAACUCCGGCAACCCUCAACGCGCGAGGAUCGUGCCGCAUCUCGAUCUGAAGUGUCGAUUCAGCCCUCGGCGACUCCAGAUCCGGCCCCUGAAUCACAAUCUGCACCAUCUCGUAGUCGCAGUCAGAAGCGGCCACGAGAGACUCGGGGCUCAGACAGUGAUGAAGAGCCUCGAUUCAGAUUCAGACGCAAACGGUAG